ACUGGCGGCGCACGGCAUUGAUGUCACUUCCGGCCUCGCGCUGGGCGCACGUGACGCCAGGCACGUACCGCGGCCCGAGGGGGUGUGGCUGGCGGCCCGGACAUCGCAUUCUUGUCCCCUUCGGGUCACGUGGAGCGCUGUGGGCAUGACCAGCCCCACUGGAGGAGUACUGCUACAAACUCAACCUUUGGAAACUUGUGGGCAACCUUUGCCCACAUUUAGGUUCGCGGGUGGAAGGAACACACACUCAGGACAUGUAGGAGGGUUCGGGCUUCCCGGCAGACAGCACGCGCAUGCUCACACUACACGGUGCACGGGUGGCCGUGUGCGCAUGCCCCGGCUCCGGCCCAACCUUGGGGCGGGCACGUUUUGGCUUCUAGGGAUACAACUGCGCAUGCCCGAAGUUCAUUAGGCACCGAGUGUGAGUGCUGGGAUUUAGGACUACUCAGUGCGCAAGCCCAAAGUCUGCACCGCGCAUGCCCAGCUCGUGCCGUGAUGCUGCGGCGGUUGUUUGUGUGUGGAUUCUGGAGAACCCGAGAUAGAUGCGGAUGUUUAUAUUGAUAGCGGUGGCGGUGGACGUGUGGCUGUGGCCGCUGGUUGGAGCUCAGCCACUGUGCCGGGACCUGAUGGCUGCAGUUUAGCGGUGAUGUGCAUCAGUGUUCGCCAAGUCAGAACAGGAAAGGUGUUUAACAGUGGACAGCCAAUUGAUGGGGGUUUUACUCUGCUGCCUGGCUGGCCUCCUUCCGUAACCUCCCCGGUGCUGGGAUCACAGGAUGCCUUAUAUUUUCCAUCUGUGACAACACGCCUGAUUAAACAUCCGUGUAAGAAAACCACGGCGCUAUAUCUAGGACAGCAGGUUUUCUUCACCAACGAUAACUUCGAGAACAGCCUGCCCCCGCUCACCAUCCCUGCGUCGAUGAUGGUCGGCCGGCCAGAGGUGACCUCUGCACAUUUCACUGGCUCGCAGCUGCUGCUGGUGGUGAACCAGAAGGUGUACACGUACGACUACACGGCUGGCGUCUGGAACGCAUCCCAGGGUAUACAGCAUCCGGUUUCCCAUGUCUCUGGUGACAGCUGCUGUUUCUCUAAAAGCACCUUUUGCCUGGAGAUAAGUAACUCAAUUUUUGCAUAUUUACAUGGAGAGCAGAUAUCUCAGGCCAAUAUAUAUUUCUCAGAUAACGGAGGAGCCAGUUUUCAAAAGUAUACCUAUGAAAGACAGGCUGAAUUGGUCGGGACGUUAGGGGGGAUCUUCUCCCUUCACUCGCUGUCCCAGGUCGGGCUGCUGGUCAUUAAUGACACGAAGGCCAUGUUCGCGUACUCCGACCACCCCCUCGACCGGAGUCUGGGCCUGGCCUUUGACUACAACGAGACGCUGGAGGUCCUCCUGCCCCCGGGCCAGCGGGGCCUGCUCAUCCUCUGGAGCCGGAACAGCCUCUUCUCGUCCCUCAGCGCAGGUCAGAUCAUGGAAACCAUCCAGGUGCAGAAAGGAGGCCAGACGCUGCUCCCGUCUAUCUUUGGUGCCAACAUCACCAUCCACAGCAUUGCUGCCUAUGAGAAUGGCCUAGCUGUGCUGACCCAGCAGGAUCAUCUGUAUUACGGGAGUCUGGGAGUCCUGUCUGGUUCCAGUUACAUAAUCAAAUUUCCAGAACAAAACGUGUGGUCCCCAGAGGCGGCCCUGAUGUUUCUGAACCCAGGCAAGCUUCAGAUCCUGACUCCGAUCCCCGACUCGGCGUCGCCUGCCUACGACUUCCAGCAGUGCGUGGUGAACAUUCAGGCGACUCUCAUGAAACCAGAGCUCCACGUGGAAGCAUGCAAAAUAGAACUGAUGGACGGCAUCUUCGAAGGGAAGAUGUACACCAUGGAUAUGAACAGCCAGCUGGUGGUGUCGGCCCUCCUGAUCCCCCGGCCGGGCGCCUCCCUAGUUCCCCAGGUGAUGGUCAGCAACCCCUACUCCCUGGGGCUGAAGACCACCAUCUACGAGUACGCCAACACCUACGAUGGGAGCGUCCUGUACAAACUGGACAUCACGCUCAAGCAGCAGCACUACUGGGGCUGGUUUGACCCCAACUUCACCUCCAGCAUCACGAGGCCCACCACGUCCACCCUGACUGUGGACAUUGCCAACAAGGAAAUCUCCUGUGUGGAUAUGAAGCCGCUGACAGCGCUCAUCUCAAUUGGUUGUGAUCAGACAAAGAAGAUCGUUGUGCAAAAUAAGAUCUCUGCCUGCUCCGUGGGUGUCCUCGACCCUCGAGUGCUGCAAGACAACUACACCUACGUCAUCGAGAAGGAAUCGCUGGCCCCGGGCCCUGGCGGGCAGGCGGCCACGAAGGACCUGAAGGUGCUCUACCCGAUCAGGGACCUGGGCUGCCCCGGCCUCGUCUACUACGACAACCCCUGGAAGCCAGCGAUCGAGCUGUGGCAAGGGGACGAGUUCGUGGAGCUGGUGGAGGCCGAAUUCGUGCUGCGCGAGGUGCACGGGCUGCACACCUUCUCCUACGAGCUCAGCGCCCGCGCCGCGGGCUGCCACGCGCAGCCGCAGAACUGGAGCUCGGUGCUGCAGAGCGCGCGCGAGCCGGGCCGUGCGCCCUGGACCCGAGAGAACUACCUGAGCUGCCACAGUUCCAGCCCCCACAACCCCUUGCGGUGGCCGAACGUCCAGUAUCAGAUCUUGGGGGGCCAGACGGACAACAAGAUCAUUUUCAAACAGAGGAACGGAAUCUACAUCUUCCAGCUGUCGAUCCUGGACCCGUACUACAGCUACUGCCAGCUGGAGACCACCUUCAGCAUCUAUGUGUACGGCGCCUACCCGCUGGCCCUCUUCAGGCCCGGGGUCACCAUCGUCCUGCUGGUGGCCAGCUCGCUGCUGGCCGUGUGGCUGGCCUACGUCCUCCCGAAGCUGUCCUACAAGCAAGGCAUCCACAGGGCCAAGGAGGCCUACAGGAGGCUACAGUGGAGACUCUGGGGGUUCUGCCGCGGCCUCCGGGCCCCGAGGCCGACGAAACCACCCUGACCCCGCCCCGGGGUCCCCUCCAGGCUGCUGUUUCAAAUAAAACGUUCGGUGUCAGAGCAGGAA
Molecule: messenger RNA, 3073 nt
Organism: Cavia porcellus (domestic guinea pig)
Lineage: Eukaryota; Metazoa; Chordata; Mammalia; Rodentia; Caviidae
Gene: Catsperd
Product: cation channel sperm associated auxiliary subunit delta
Exons: 24
Coding region: 647-3010 (787 amino acids)
Biological process (GO): flagellated sperm motility; sperm capacitation
Cellular component (GO): sperm principal piece; CatSper complex
Source: RefSeq, a predicted model, not a curated record